AAGUAUCUAUUAAUUAGGUGACAUCCUGGAAAGAAGUAAACAUUAUGGAACAAGCAGUGGACUCUGUUCCUGAAAGUAGGAGUGGGGGAUCUGGUGUUUCAUGGACGUCACUGGCAUACAGAACAUACAUAUAACCGUGGUUUGAAGGAAAUUCAGCCAGUUUGCAAAGACCAUUGAACGCGAUAAAGUCGUUUCAUCAUUUGCGUCCAUUCGAGUCCACGUGAAUUUUAUCCAAUAUUACUACUAAUAUUUGAUUAGUUAGUAAAUAAUUCUUAAUUUUGAGACUCGUUAUCAUAUCAUUUGUAUAUAUAUUCUGAAUCAUUAAACAAGUGUUUUCGUUGGUAGUAUAUCUGUGAUAGAUUGAAUUCCCUAGAUUAACAAUACGUAUAAAAAGUGUAUUCGUGAAAGCUACUAAAGAUAAGUGAAAUAGCAAAUAUGAAGAUUCUGAGAACUGCUAUGCUGUUCACCUUUGUUCUGGGAUGCUAUACCUUGAGUGUCACUGCUUCUGCGAUUCCCAUGUGGGAAUUCCUCUCCAGGGGUGAGAAAGCGAGUUACUUGUUAAGGAUGUUCAGCAUGCAAGUAGCCAAGUAUUGUGCGGAUUCAUCCAUGCCGGAUUGCAACAAAAAUUUGUUGGUUGCCGGGAUGCGGAACUUAGCUAACAUGGACAACAACAUUCUCGAUCAAUUGGAUCCAUAUCAACGUGAUGCGAAAGGACUUAUUUGGCGGGCCAUGAUAAAAAACGCAUAUUUUCCAAGACUUGCUCCUAAGCCAGAUGAAUUCUAUUUCUCCAUCGGAACAGAUUCAUUAGCUGUCGGUGAUAGCGAUGUAAACGGCAUAGGAGAAGAAACAAUGGCGACACACGAUUAUAUACAACCAUCCUCUGAGCACACUGGUCCAUAUCUAGUUGGACCAAUGGUGAUUCGAGUGUAUCCAGAUGGUCGACCGGUUCCGGAAGACACAACGCGUCCUCUACCUCGAGAUGAAGAUAUGGAAGAAUUCAGGCGCUCUAGAGUACCUUCAGUCGAGGAAAUUAAAACUGAUAGUGAAUUCUAUGAGAAACAAUUGAAAGGAAACUCAUUUGCGGAAGCCAAUAGUCAUCGACGGUCUCAAGAGGAAUCUACUCGAUUCCGAAGUAGUCAUUCACCAUUUAAGAGACGAUUACUUCAAGAAGUAACUGCAAAGCGUAAGAUACGGCACCAUUGAACAGGAAGAGUUUGGACUGGCGAUAAAGAGUCGAGGAACCUCGUCAUAUAGGCGGCUAUAAAAUUUGUUGAAUGUUGUUAGAAGUAAUGACAGAAUAGGAAAUUAUGUUUGUUCUUCAGAAAGUUAAAACUAUUGAAAGAUAUAGGAAGAGGUAAUGAAUAUACUGCAGAUUUUUAUGCAUUUAUAGGAAAUUGCACAGAAUGCACACAAAAUAUGAAAAUAUAUAUAAAAUGAUUAGAUUGUCCUAAAAGUGUCUUUCUUUUACAGACACGUCUUUUACAACGAUGCA
Messenger RNA from Bombus pyrosoma, 1492 nucleotides. It is a transcript of the gene Reg-5, whose product is annotated as rhythmically expressed gene 5 protein. Lineage: Eukaryota; Metazoa; Arthropoda; Insecta; Hymenoptera; Apidae. The coding region runs from base 436 to 1203 and encodes 255 amino acids. The transcript is spliced from 4 exons. The record is from RefSeq and is a predicted model, not a curated record.